AUGCAGUCAUUUUAUUAAAUGAGUCCAAAAUCAACACCUAAGAAUAGAUAACAAUUUUAAACCUGUUUUGACUAUAAUGAAUCACCAUUUUUAAGUCCUAAGGGAGAAUCACUUGAAUAACCAAAAUAUAAAGUGAGAAGCUUAAAACCUAAAACGAUACUUGAAGGUGAUCUUGCAAGAGUGAGUAAAUCUAGAAAUGUACUUUCUACAAAUAAUAAUGAAUGUGUAAAAUGUAAAAAUGAAAAAGGGAGUUUAGCAAUCAAAUUAUGCCAUUGCUUAAAUAUACAUUAUCAUAUAAUUUGUAUCUUAGAUUAUGCUCAUCUUUAUCCUAAAUUAGGCCUUAAUUUAUUUAGAUGUUAAUUUUGUAAUGAUUACUUUCCAAUAUAAAUAAAUGAAAAGUAUAAUAUUUAUAAACUAUCAGACUGAGCAUAUCGAAUUUAAGCAGAAAAGAAAAGUUUGUGUUUUUAAUGAGUUUGUCUUUGUUGUUUUCACUUAUUACACUAGAAAUUGUAGCAUUAAUUAUUCUAGAAAUAGAUCAAAUAUAUCUAAUUUUAUUAAUAAUACUUAUAAUUAUUGAAUUAUUAGUGUUAUUAAUAAUUGUCAGUAAAUUUUAUCAUUUAUGUUACUUAAUUGAAUACGAUAUAAAAGAAUAUAAACUUGGAAAAGAAUAUGAUCAAUCUUAAUUAGAAUCGUUUACUCUUAAAGUAGUGAAAUAGUUGUAGUAUAAAAGAGCUAAGAGAGUAAUACUUGAUUAAGAUUUAUGA
Messenger RNA from Paramecium sonneborni, 764 nucleotides. NCBI's taxonomy places the organism in Eukaryota, Ciliophora, Oligohymenophorea, Peniculida, Parameciidae. The record is from the annotation of a GenBank genome assembly.